This is a messenger RNA of Panicum virgatum (switchgrass), 1860 nucleotides long. RefSeq names its product putative ubiquitin-conjugating enzyme E2 38. Lineage: Eukaryota; Viridiplantae; Streptophyta; Magnoliopsida; Poales; Poaceae. The coding region runs from base 539 to 1615 and encodes 358 amino acids. Gene Ontology annotation, molecular function: ubiquitin conjugating enzyme activity. The transcript has 7 exons. The record is from RefSeq and is a predicted model, not a curated record.
AUGGCGUUUCAUGUCUUGCAGGUGUUUUUUGUGUGAGGUGAUUCAAAGGAAGGAUGACUCUCAAGAAGCUGCUGCAGCUGUUUUGUGUCAGUAAGAAGGAUUCCAAGAAGAAAGGCAAAUCAAUCGAUCCGCUUUGGCAAGUGCCGCAGCCCAGAGGCUGACAAGGCCAUACAACUGAUAGGAAACAUCUUGGUCACCGAGAAAAAGUGGUAAAUUAUUAAGGUGCUCUCCGCUCUGUCUAGAAGAGGGCAGAUUUUCAGUCAUAAAUUGCAUAAGUGCACUCCCUCUUAGAUUAUGCGAUUCAACUUACUCAGGGGACUGGUAUGAUUUUUUAAAUAUUUUUCACUCUUAUACUUACCAAUUAGCCCCUUAUAUUCCCUUAAUCUUUAAAGCAGUACUGCAUUUUCAACAUUAUCAAAGGUUCAAGUAGCUAUCUUUCAUUGGUUGAGGGGCAGUUGGAAUCUGCAAACCUAGUUGUGAUGAUAGUCUGGACUGUAUUUUGGUUCAUAUCUCUGUCCUAUGCUCAAAUUAUAUUGUAAUGUCCUUACUCGAUAAUCAUUUACCUACAUCCUCGAUUUCAGCAUCUGCUCCGCACUCCUCUUUGAGUGUCACUGCAAAUAAGAGUCAUUUGGAUCCCUGUUCAAGUAGACAUGAAUGCUCAAGUAUGAUUUCAUCAUUGGCAAGGACUGAACAUGGAACUGGAAGUAACGAUUACAUGUCAUUUAACCAUUUUGAUGUUGUUCAAGAUUUCUCUGAUCACCACUAUGCAAAAACAUCACCAGGAAAGGCCACCAAAGACUGGGUGAAGGCAAUCCAAAGUGAAUGGAAUCUUCUACAGAAAAAUCUACCCGAAUCAAUAUAUGUUAGAGUUUACGAGGACAGGAUUGAUCUGCUCAGGGCUGCUAUAGUUGGGCCAGCUGGAACCCCAUAUCAUGAUGGACUGUUCUUCUUUGAUGUCCGUUUUCCUUCUGAAUACCCAAAAUGCCCACCAAAAGUUCAUUACCAUUCAGGUGGACUUCGAUUGAAUCCGAACCUGUAUGAGAGCGGAAAAGUUUGCCUGAGCCUUCUGAAUACCUGGUGGGGUAAUGGAUGCGAGAAGUGGGGCAAGUCAAAUUCAACAAUGCUGCAGGUGCUGGUCUCCAUUCAGGGCCUUGUGCUGAAUGAUAAGCCAUACUUCAAUGAGCCUGCAAACAAAAAUUCUGCUAAAACAACAGCUGGUGAAAAGAAUUCCUUGGUUUACAAUCAGACAGCCUUUGUGCUGUCCUGCAAGACAAUGUUAUAUUCACUCCGGAAGCCUCCAAAGCAUUUUGAGCAUCCACUGUUCUUACACACUCCUCUUUCCCUGCAGCAUUUUGAGACCCUUGUUGCAGGCCACUUUCAUGAGCGUGAGCAUGCCUUCCUCGACGCAUGCAGCGCUUACAUGUCUGGGACAGUCGUCGGAUCAUCUGCUGGAAGCGGCGCCAGAUAUGCCUGUGACAAGUGCUUUGCAGAUUUCAAAAAGUCGCUGACGCUGUACACUGAACAUCUCAGGACCGACUUUGCUGCUAACAGAAGUCGCUUGCUGGAACUGGAAAGACAGGCAUCAGCUGUGGGUGAGAUAGUGCCUAUCAGCUAGAAUUCUUUUGUCAGAACAACACCUGAUCAUUGCAUUUCACCUUCCGAAGUCCUAAUUAAAAGGUGAAAUGGUGUAAUAGGUCACAAUUCGCACGCUUAAAUAUAGUGCUAGGUUCUCAAAGGUGCAUGGCGUAGAAAAGGCUUUUGUAUCUGGUACAAGAGUUGUUCUUGUCAGAUAUUACCUAUUUCUGGUGAUGGGUCAUCUAUUUGAUUAUAUAGAAAAAUUAGACUCAUUCUGUGCUAAUC